GGGGAAACUGAGGCAGGUGUGCCUCUCAUGCUGUGGCUUGCUGUAGAAGGGCACUCCAAGCGAGGUUGCCGUGUGACACAGCUACUCAUUUUGCUUAAUCCAUUACAUGUAUUUAUAUCUCUGUUAGUGUUUUCUAUUUAAGUCUUUCAAGGCUCUAGUCUGAGCUGCCUCAACAGUGCCCAGAAUUUAUCUGAGGAACUCAGUGGAAACAACCAGAAUACGUCCGAUGACCUUCACAGAAGUACUAUGAUGAUGCUGGGCAAAUUAAAGGAACAUUUUUGUGGGGAGUUAGAGAGCGGGAAAGCAGAACAUGCCCAGUGUGAGUACUGCCCACUUGGAUGGGUUCUGCACCAUGGAAAAUGCUACUACUUCUCUGAGAAGAAAAAAACCUGGAGUGAUAGCGAGAGGUUCUGCAACUCACAGGCAGGCAGCCUGGCUGUGAUUGACAAUGAGGAGGAGAAGACCUUUAUUAUGAACAGGAUGAAGAUGGAAAAAGGCUACUACUGGCUUGGACUCAGUAAGGGGAAGGACAGAUGGCUGUGGGUGACUGGUGCCGGGUUACCAGCAGAGAAGCUUCAUGUUACUGGCAGCAGUGGCAGUCAUAGCUGUGUUGUUUGUGGCAUGGACGAGGUUCUGGCUGAGAGCUGUUUCAACCCCAACAAAUGGAUCUGUGAGAAAGCCACCAUGGAAUUUCCAACUGUGAAGAGAGCCUCACUGGACUGAAAUCCCCUCCUAGGUCCCAACAAAAGCUUGGUAUAAAUAGGGCAAGGAGCACUAUUACACCAAACACAAAUGUAAUACUUUGGGCAUAAUGUAAGAUUUGAGGCUAAAAGACUGAAUAGGCCAGAGAUUGAAUUUCUUUCCUCUUGAGCUAGUCCCCACAGGAGAAUCCCCCUAAAGGUGUACGUAAUGCAGUGAUUCCCAACCAGUGUGCUGUCAGGCCCAAACAGAUGUGUGUAGAAUUUUUUGAAAAACUUCAUAAGAACAAGGGGGGAAGCCGCCGUCUGAUUGGCCAUCUACUUCACUGCCCCUCCUUGUCCAGGGGUGGAGCAACCAAUCAGAGCUUCCUUUCUUCCCUCCUCCCAUCUUGUGUAAGCAAUGGAUCAGCUCUUCUGCCCCUCCCCUUCUCUCCUGCAGCUUCCAGCCGCAAGGUAAGGGAAAGAGACCCUGGAGAUCGAGGUAUGCCAUGGCAGAGAAAAGGUUGGGAACCACUGAUGUAAUGUGCAAGGGAGAGGGGAAAAAAAAAAUUACAAAAUCUUGGCAGAAGAUGGAACCUGUGCCAAAGCCUAGCUACUUCAGGUUAAUGUCUCCUACAGCAUCUUUGUAGAACUAUUGGUCUAGUCAACAUCACAUCCUUAAUACUAUAUUUUCCCAAACUCCUUUCCAAGCAGCAGCAGCAUCUGUAGCCACCCAGGCACCUUCCCACCUCUCUGGCUUGUACAGAAAAAUUGAAUUGUAUAUUACAUCAUUUUUCUUCCCCCUCAAAGCUCCUUGGGGCACUAUCUGUUUCUACCCCUUCCUCCCAUUGCAAGGCCUGCCAAUAAACAUUUCCCCUUUGUUUGAGCAUAACUCCAUUUAUAUUUGCUGUUCAGGACGACUAACUUUUUAUUCGACUGAAAUAGCCAAGUACACAGGCUGUUUGUUUCAGGGAGGUCUUGUGGUGAGAUCUAAGAAUCAGGAGCUGGAGAACUGGCUUCUCAUCCUGGCUAUGACACUGAU
This is a messenger RNA of Mauremys reevesii (Reeves's turtle), 1719 nucleotides long. RefSeq names its product CD209 antigen-like protein C. NCBI's taxonomy places the organism in Eukaryota, Metazoa, Chordata, Testudines, Geoemydidae. The coding region runs from base 247 to 723 and encodes 158 amino acids. The transcript has 4 exons. The record is from RefSeq and is a predicted model, not a curated record.